Gossypium arboreum is the source of this 4126-nucleotide messenger RNA. RefSeq lists its product as uncharacterized. Lineage: Eukaryota; Viridiplantae; Streptophyta; Magnoliopsida; Malvales; Malvaceae. Gene Ontology annotation, molecular function: metal ion binding; protein binding. The record is from RefSeq and is a predicted model, not a curated record.
UUAUAAUAUCAUGCCCUUUCAAGUAAUUUUGGCUUUUGGCUCGAUUCUUCAAGAAGCAAGGCACCUUCUUUUCUAUAGAAAAGUCCUUGGACUGCAACAUUAUUGCUUCAUCUCUCUGCAGGAGAUCUAACCAUAAAAUCGAAAACAAAGGACCCAAAGAGAAAAACAAUGAUCAGAGGCCGAGAUUCUAAAUAAAACAGCAGAGAUGUUGGAGAAGAUAGGAUUGAGAGGGACUCAUUGGGUGAUUGAUGCUUCACAUUGCCCAGGAUGUUCUUCUCAGUUCACUUUCAUCAAUCGCAAGCACCACUGCCGAAAAUGUGAGGGCAUUUUCUGCAAUAGUUGCACUCAACGCAGAAUGGUUUUACGUGGACAUGGUGAUUCACCUGUGCGUGUUUGUGAACCUUGUAAAAACCUAGAAGAGGCUGCUCGAUUUGUGUCCCGACAUGGAUACAAAAGUAGAGCUGGGAGAGGUCGUUUGAAACCAGCUGUGAAUGAUGAGGAUGGUGCUUUCAACCAGAUUUUAGGGGGUGACAUAAAGGAAUCGUCGUCAUCAGGAGUAGCUUUAAACAAUGACACAACUCCUAGUGUUCAAGGGGCUACAUGUUUCAAUGUUCAAGAAGUUGUUGGUCAUGACGGGGGAGGAGAAAUGCAUAAAAGUCCGUCUGUUGAUCGGUGUAUGCAGAAUGGUAUGGCGUUAUCCAGUCCAGAGAAAUUGCGCCAGCAAGCAUUGGAUGAAAAAAGGAAGUAUAAAGUUCUUAAAGAAGAGGGGAAAUCUGAGGAAGCUUUGAGAGCCUUUAAGAGAGGGAAGGAGCUAGAGAGACAGGCUGAGUCUUUGGAGAUCCAUACAAGAAAGAAUGGUAAAAAUAGUUUUCCAUCCGACAACAUGUCUGGGAUCCUGAAUAAAGAAGUUCCGGAGGAAUAUGGCAGAAAAAACAAGGUUUGUCAUCCAGCCAGUAGGGAUAAGGAUGACCUGGCUGCUGAACUCAGGGAAUUGGGAUGGUCUGAUAUGGAUUUACGUGAUGAUGAUAAAAAGUACACAAAUUUGAGUUUGGAUGGUGAAUUAUCUUCUCUUCUUGGAGAAAUUCCGGAGAAGAUUAAUGGUCAUGGCAUUGACAAGACUGAGGUUGUUGCCUUUAAGAAAAAGGCUCUUAUGUUGAAGCGUGAAGGGAAGCUUGCAGAAGCGAAAGAAGAACUGAAGAGAGCCAAAAUUUUAGAGAAGCAACUUGAAGGACAAGAACUAUUGGCUGGCGCUGAAGAUUCCGAUGAUGAGGCAUCUGCAAUAAUCCGUAGUAUGGACAAUGAUAAACAAGAUGAAAUUUUAAUGCAGUAUGAACAUACGCAAAGCCUUGACUUUGAUUACCUUAUGGAAACUGCUGAUGAUCUUGGUAUUGAUAGUAAUUUUGAAGUAACUGAUCAGGAUAUGGAGGAUCCGGAAAUAGAUGCUACUCUGAAAUCAUUAGGUUGGACUGAGGAUUCUAGUCCUAUCGAAGAUGUUACAACACAGUCUGCUCCUGUUAAAAGGGAGGCACUACUAAAUGAAAUUAUUUCGCUAAAGAGAGAGGCUCUUAGUCAAAAGCGGGCAGGUAAUGUUGCAGAGGCAAUGGCUCAGUUAAAGAAGGCUAAGUUACUUGAGAAGGACCUUGAAAGUUUCGAUUCUCAGCCAGAGAAUUUGACAGUUGACCAAAAUAUCACAGCUCCUCACACUGUUGAUAUAUCAAAGAAGUUGGUUACAUUUGUUGAUAAAAAUGUUAACGCUAUGAAGGGUGUGGAUCUGAAACCAGCAUCAAAGAGUAGAUUGACGAUUCAGAAAGAGCUUCUAAGUUUGAAGAAGGAAGCCCUUGCUUUGAGACGGCAAGGAAGAUUGGAUGAAGCAGAUGAAGAAUUGCAGAAGGGCAGGAUUUUCGAGCAGCAGCUUGAAGAAAUGGAGAAUACUUCCAACAUGAAGGCUGCACAGGUAACUAGUAAGUGGAAGGAUUUGAAACACGAGCAUCCUAAUGUAUCAGACACUCUGCCUGUUGAAGGAGAUGUUACGGAACAAGACUUGCAUGAUCCAACUUACCUUUCGAUGCUAAGGAACUUAGGUUGGAAUGACAGUGAUGACGAGCUUUCGAACUCUUCCCUGAAACAUUCUGAACAAAAUGGUUCUAAGAAAAUUAUUGAAUCUUCUUCUGCUCAUGCCACUCCUAAAAUCCCGACUAAGGCAUCGAGAAGAACUAAAGACGAAAUACAACAGGAGCUAUUAGGCUUGAAAAGGAAAGCUCUUUUGCUGAGGCGCCAAGGAAAUACUGAUGAGGCAGAGGAAGUGUUGGAAACAGCAAAAGCACUAGAGGCUGAGAUGGCAGAGAUGGAGGCACCAAAGAAAGUGGUCGAAACAAAGUUUCCAAAAGCAAAAGGCACUAUAUUUGCCCAUAAAGGUGCUGCAGAAGAAGAAGAUGCAGAGAAUAUUACAGAGAAUGAUAUGACUGAUCCAGCUCUACUCUCAAUGCUAAAGAAUUUGGGUUGGAAGGAUGAAGAAGUUGAACCUAUAACUAUGCAGGAAGAGUACUCUAAAACUCUUGCCAGUGAGACAUUACAUUCUAGCCAUCCAUCGAGCAGUCAACCCUCUUCAGGAGUUCGAGUUUCACCACCAAGAAAUAAAGGGGAAAUCCAAAGAGAACUUCUGGGCUUGAAAAGAAAGGCUCUUGCCCUUCGACGAAAUGGGAAAGUUGAAGAGGCAGAGGAAUUGUUGCAAAGGGAAAAGGUACUAGAAGCCGAAAUGGCAGGAUUGGAAGCUCCGAAAUCUGAGCUUGUGGUUGAGUCAUCCAAGGACAGUAAAUCUGAGAACUUUGAAUCAUUUGCUAACCACAAGAGGCUAGGGAAUUCAAAAAAUGAAGUGAUAGUAAAGAAAGAGCCAUUUGUAGACAACCAACCGUCGGUAGAAAAAUCGGAUCCCGCAGGGCUAAACCCUCCAUCAAACCAGUCUGCAAACAUAAUGGAACUUUCGACUGUUGAUGACCUGACAAAUUCACGGAUACCUGCAAAAUUGGAAGAGACAGGUCACUUUGAAUCCAACUUCUCUUCUCGUGGUAGACCCGAUGUUCAAUUGGCUUGCCAAGAUGUUAUAACCAGGAAUGAAGAUACCACUGGAAAAACUAGAGUGCUUAAUGAAGAGAAGUUAAAUUUUUCUCAGAACAGCCAAGAUUCACGUAGACGAGCAGUUUUGUCUCACAAGAGAAAGGCACUUGCUUUGAAGAGAGAUGGAAAACUGGAAGAAGCUCGGGAAGAACUUCGACAGGCAAAGCUGUUGGAGAAGAGUAUGGCAGAAGAUGACACUCCUCCAAAAUUCGGUUCUAAUGAUGUGUCAACAUCUGCAUCCACUGUUUGUUCUGGUGCAGUUGAGCAAGGUACACCAGCUUUCGCUCCGAAACCACUUUCUGGUCAUGAUCGCUUCAAGUUGCAACAGGAAUCCCUCAGUCAUAAGCGGGAGGCUUUGAAGCUGCGAAGAGAAGGUCGAAUGCAAGAAGCAGAAGCCGAGUUUGAAUUAGCUAAGUCUCUUGAAGCUCAGUUGGAAGAGUUGGGUGGUCAUGCUUCAACCAAGUCAUCUAGCAAUAGAGCAGAACCAGUAGAUGAUGUAGUUGUUGAAGAUCUUCUCGAUCCUCAACUUUUGUCUGCCCUUAAAGCAAUUGGAUUGGACGAUUCUAGUGCUAUGGCUCAGGGACUCAAAAGAACAGAGCUUGUAAAACCCAAUGUUGCCAAAAGUGAAAAUGUUAACCAAGAGAGAAUCCAAUUAGAAGAGCAGAUUAAGGCAGAAAAGGUAAAGGCUGUAAACUUAAAAAGAUCAGGCAAACAAGCUGAGGCUUUGGAUGCACUUCGGAGGGCGAAAAUGCUGGAGAAAAAGCUGAAUUCCUUGUCCGCGUGAUAACAUUCCAUUUUCGGUUCAGAAAAUCUUCUGUGUCUGGAUUGAGGUACAUAAUAUUCGAGGUCACCGUGUGAAAUAAAAGUCAAAUAAUUCAGAUGAUAUAUUAUCAGCUCACGUGUAUGCUAAGUUUUCAUCAUAGAUGGAAAAUGUUUAUUUAUUUGUAUUUUGCAGAUCAUUUGUUACAAAAGAAUAAACAUGUUGAAGCUUUUCCUAGAGUUCUUUUCAGAA